This is a messenger RNA of Synchytrium microbalum, 1521 nucleotides long. RefSeq lists its product as uncharacterized. Gene Ontology annotation, molecular function: monooxygenase activity; heme binding; iron ion binding. Bases 1 to 1521 code for a protein of 506 amino acids. The transcript has 12 exons. The record is from RefSeq and is a predicted model, not a curated record. Lineage: Eukaryota; Fungi; Chytridiomycota; Chytridiomycetes; Synchytriales; Synchytriaceae.
AUGGAUCAAAGCAACGCCAGGACUCUUAUUCUGUCAGGAGUCGCUGCUGCGGUGGUAGUGCGCUUCCUGUUCCAUCUUCGCAAAGUUUACACCUCCCCACUCGCUACACUUCCAGGACCAUGGUGGCUGCCAUUGCUCGAGUCGAGAACGCUGAUAGCUAUUGGCUGUACGCUAAGCGGGUGGACUGUGUAUCCUCUAAAACAUUUGGCCGUUCAUAGAAAGUAUGGACCUGUUGCCCGUGUGGGUACGACUUGGAUUAGCUUGGCAAGACCCGAUAUAGCUCGUUAUAUCUUGCAGUCAGAUGCUAUAGACAAGCCAGCGUUUGUGUACAAGACCUUUAGAUAUAACGAAUACGGUGACAACUUGUUCACCGCACUGGACCACGGAGAACACAAGAGAAUGCGUAAAGCCAUCGCUCCAGCAUUCGGCAUUCAGCAUCUUCGAAGUGUAGAAGGAGGCUUUUACGAAAACUUUGGUAUCCUAGCUACACAAUUAGACAAGCUCAUUGACGCCAGUCCCAAUGGCGAGAUACACGAGAAUGUGUGGCAGAAACUCAAAUUGUUUAUGGCUGAUUGUCUAGGCGACAGUGCAUUCGGCGGCAGUUUCGGAUCAAUGACAUCCACAACUGGCGCCGCAAAAGUUCCAGAUUUAGUCUAUGCCAUCUUUUCUAAAAAAGUGCUCAUGUCUGUAUUAAGCUUCUUAAAGUAUUUCCCAAACCCCAUUUUGCAUGAUGCUCAUGCAAAGACGUCGGAACUGGCUGCGAUUAUUGAGCCGUUGAUUGAUGAUCGUAUUGCUGGAAAGACUAGAAGAGCUGAUUUGCUACAAGUUUUGGUUGACGGUGCAAGCGCAUCAGACACAGACGGCCCUCUGGGUGAUGCAGAACGCUUAGCCCGAAACGAAAUCGUGUCAAACUCGCUCCUCUUCUUAUCGGGAGGAAUCAACUCGACAUCACGAACCAUGGCAUUCAUGCUCAUCAGUCUAAUCCGCAACCCCAUCGCAUACAAGAAACUGCAACAAGAGAUUGACAAUACCCCCGUUGAUCCAUUAACGGGAUACAUACCGCCCGAAGUCUGUAAACAGCUACCAUACCUGAAUGCAUGUAUCAACGAAACCUUACGGCUGCACGGCGUAACCUGGGUUGUUCGAGACCUGAAUCGCGACGUCCGUUUCGGUGAAUUCUUCUUCCCGAAAGGUACCAGUGUCAUGGUGCCUUUGUUUGUCUUAAUGAGAGAUCCAGACGUUUGGGAGAAUGCAGAUGCGUUUAUUCCUGAACGGUUCUUGGAUGGGUCCAAGAAGGAUGCUGCUGGAUUCUUGCCAUUCAGUUCCGGCGAAUAUAACUGUAUCGGACGCAACUUUGCUCUCAACGUGACAAAAAUCUGUAUCGCCAAUCUGCUCAAACGGUUCGAAUUCGGCGACGUGGAUCCAAACCAUUCUUUGGAAUUGAUUGUAGAUGGCUUUACCAGUUUGAGAUACCUGCCAUAUAUGAUGACGGUGCGCAAACAUCGAACGGUUGAAGAGUAG